Emiliania huxleyi CCMP1516 is the source of this 980-nucleotide messenger RNA. RefSeq lists its product as hypothetical. The transcript is spliced from 3 exons. The coding region runs from base 135 to 944 and encodes 269 amino acids. The record is from RefSeq and is a predicted model, not a curated record. Lineage: Eukaryota; Haptophyta; Isochrysidales; Noelaerhabdaceae.
UGAAGCCAAAGCGCCGCGCGGUGAGCAAGCCUGCCUCCACGACCUAUGUCUCGAACAGGGAGAGGCCUGCGCCUCCUCCACAAGCUCCUCCCCCGGAGGAGCCACAUUACACUGAGUUGAAGGGGGAAAGGUAUAUGGAGAGCCUUCGCCCUCCGCGUGGCGCGCACCCCUCGGUCGGCGAGUGGCCGCCGGACAAGCAGUGGCUGGAGAUGGGGGAGCAGAUGGUGAACAUGCGCGGGCUGGACAUGUUCACGAUCGUGGGCGAGUUCAGCGCCUGCUUGAUGCUCGGCAUUCAUCUGGGCGGAGAGGAUGAAGAGACGCAUCGGGUGUGGGCGGACGUGCAGCGCAACUGCGGCGACUGGGGACCCAGGAUCGUACGGAGCAUCGUCAAGAUGAAGAUGGGUGACGCAGACGAGCGGCAGCUCGGCGAUGCGGAGGCGUACCUGCUCACGCUAUUCGACCGCUCGCAGCACGGGCCUCAGUACCUCCGACGCUUUGCAGAGGAGCUUCGGCCGGCUGUGGAUUUCAUCCACUCGGAGCACCGCUGGAAGAGGAGGCGGCCGGUGCACCCGGCGGAUACGCCCGUCUGCUGGGCCUGGGACGCGUGGAUCAUGCACAACAAGUUCGACAAGGUCUGGCUGGUCGCCAUGGCCCUCCACGGCGUGUGCGGUCUCCUCGAGCACUACAAGCUGAAGACGCUCCAGGCAGAGCCGAAGACGUGCCUCCCUUUUGGCGGCGGCGCUGACUGCGCCGUCGACUUUGCGAACCCGGAGAGCGCGUGCAGAGAGUGGGUCUGCCUGCGGCCAUGCAUGCAUUGGAUCUGCCGGAACUGCGCCGACAGGUGGCAGCAGGAAAGGGGGGUGCUUCGCGUGUGCCCAAAGGGCAACUGCGCCGUCGAGUUUGCGACGGUACACCUUUCACGCCGGGCCCGCCCUCCGAGUUGAGCUCAUUUUUAGUUCCGAAAAAAGAGGUGUUAACGC